Dioscorea cayenensis subsp. rotundata (Guinea yam) is the source of this 446-nucleotide messenger RNA. RefSeq lists its product as uncharacterized. The transcript is spliced from 3 exons. Gene Ontology annotation, cellular component: respiratory chain complex IV; mitochondrion. The record is from RefSeq and is a predicted model, not a curated record. NCBI's taxonomy places the organism in Eukaryota, Viridiplantae, Streptophyta, Magnoliopsida, Dioscoreales, Dioscoreaceae. Bases 23 to 340 code for a protein of 105 amino acids.
CGCGCAUUUCGUCGAACACUCGAUGAGCACCAGUAGUGAAGUAAUGGCGGAUGUCCUCGCCGAUGGCCGCGCCGCCUGCUACAAGGCGCGGGACGCUUUCUACGCGUGCCUCGAGAAGGAGGUCGACAAGAAGCCCACCGAGAUCGCCACCGUUGGCCUUCUCUACCCCGCAGAGUGCAAGAAAUCACGCACCGUCUUCGUCAAUAGCUGCCGCCCCACCUGGGUGAAACACUUUGAUCGACAGUACUGCGCUAAGAAGAGGGUGCAGAGGUUGCUUGACAGCGAUGAAGCCCACCGAGGUCCCAUUUCACUCCCCCAGCCUUACACUUUCAAACCAUGAUGUUUACUUUCUUGUGAAUUUUCUAGAUGUUCAGUGAUUGGAACUUUUUUGUUCACGGUUCUAUUUUCAAUGCGAAUGUAUGGUUUUAGUGUCUGGAUUGAAGUCA